This is a messenger RNA of Laccaria bicolor S238N-H82, 246 nucleotides long. RefSeq lists its product as uncharacterized. The transcript is spliced from 3 exons. Lineage: Eukaryota; Fungi; Basidiomycota; Agaricomycetes; Agaricales; Hydnangiaceae. The record is from RefSeq and is a predicted model, not a curated record. The coding region runs from base 1 to 246 and encodes 81 amino acids.
AUGAAAGUCAAGAUGAGGCUGCGGUUGUUGGCUGGAAACCUUCAUCUUGUUGAUGUCCGUUUCACCGAAGUUCUUGAGGAUGAGUGGAAAGCCCACAGCGCUGACCGUUAUGUUCACCCAAGCGUAUACUUUUUGUAUCCCGACUUGAUUGUGUCACCUUCGGUCUCAGGUCCCCCCGCACCACCCUUUCCCCGGGCUCGGACCACUAGCUUUUCUCAACCGGAGCAAAGACCCCGUUAUCCUUGA